Rhopilema esculentum is the source of this 1539-nucleotide messenger RNA. RefSeq lists its product as uncharacterized. Gene Ontology annotation, cellular component: mitochondrion. Gene Ontology annotation, molecular function: double-stranded DNA binding. Gene Ontology annotation, biological process: regulation of DNA-templated transcription; mitochondrial transcription; mitochondrial ribosome assembly. NCBI's taxonomy places the organism in Eukaryota, Metazoa, Cnidaria, Scyphozoa, Rhizostomeae, Rhizostomatidae. The record is from RefSeq and is a predicted model, not a curated record.
UUUGAAACGAGAUCAAAUCAUUCUCCAUGUGGGAAAAGUAGGCAAUAAUUGUGACAGCAAAUUGUACAAUUAUGCUGACUAAAAUGAAUUUAUACAGUCCUAUUUCGCUUGUACUUUUUCGAGAAUUCACUGUUAAGACUAGACCACUGGUUUGUAAGUAUCAAGUAGUUGUGGUGCGGAAAUUAUGGACAAGCGCCUGUUGUAUGUUUCCAAGGUCAGAGCAUUUUAAAUACGUUGGGACUGCUGGAGAAACACCAAAGCAAAUGGCUGUACUGGCGAAAAAAGCACGCAAGAAAGAAAAAACUAAACGAACUAGAAAUCAGCUAGGGUCAAUACUGGAUGAAAAAGUUAAGGCAGAUGAAAUGCAAGAAGACAUCGAAGAAAUUGUAUCUGCUGCGAGAAAAAGACUUCAUUUGGGUGACAGCCAGAUUUCAAGUCUGCAUUUAGGGAUCGAUUAUUUACUAUCUCAAAAAAUACCAUUCAAUGUCGUAAAAAAACUCUGCAGUAUUUCUCCAAAAACAAUAGCACAGGACAUGGCUAUAUUGAAGAAGAGAAUUACUGCCUUCAAAGUUAACUCAAUGUAUGAAGACUCCAUGACAAAGAUUUUCAAAAAGAACCCCAAAAUUUUAUUGCUCAAACUUGAGGACACAUUGACAGUAAAGGUUGAAGCAUUAAGGAGACUUCCCUUGGGACUGUCACUUGAAGAUGUCAUCGGCAUGGUGGUUCGUUGUCCAGAUAUCAUUGAGUAUCUAAGUACUGACAAAAUUCUGGAGAAGAUCAGUUUUUUAGAGAAAGAUAUCGGUUUUAACAAGAAACAAGUGCGAAGAAUAAUGAUAAAGAGCCCAGCUGUAUUGACAAUGAAAAUGAGCAAUGUUAAAGAAAAGACAGAUUUUUGUGUUAAGAAUUUCAAUGUUGAUCUUGACAAAGUUGCAAAGUACCCAAGGUUGUUCCAAUGUCCUAUGGAAAGAUUUAGACAGAGGCAUGCAUUUCUGGAGCAAGAGGGAUUAGCCGGUGAUGAUAUCAAAGUGAAGGGAUGGGCAUUUAAAGCCAUCGCUGCCAAUUCUGAUGUUUACUUUGCUGACAAAAUUGCUCAGAGACCACUGAAGAAGUUCAGAGAUUUCCAAGAAAAGUGGAGGGUACAAAAUGAAUUGAACUCAAAAUUAGCAAAAAACCAAUAAACUAAAGAGCAAAAUACAGGAUGUAGCUUGUCAUAUAUUUUUCUAAUACAGAUGUUUCAAAGUAUUUUCAAUCUGGGUUUGCAGAUUUAAAGCAAAUGUCAGUUUUUUCAAUGCUAGAUUCUCAAGAAAUAGCUCAAGAAAAAAGGGUUUCUUUGAAAAAUUUUUAGUACCCUACUUCUGUUGGUAUCUUCAAAAAAAUGGCAUCACUCACAGACAUUGCUCAUCUGCUUAUAGUCCACUUUCUGACAACGUGUUUUGCCUAAUUUUUAGAUUCUUAUAAUGAAUAAGUGUUUAAUUUGGCUGACGCCCUAUGUUAUCUGUAAAGUCAUCACUUCCUUGAGAAAUAAAAAAAUUUCACUUA